AUGAAAACGGAAGAUUUCAAGACUUGCUCCCAGUCGGGCUUUUGCAAACGCAACCGAGCCUACGCAGACGAAGCCAGCCGUCCAUCUUUUCAAUCCCCUUACGCUCUUUUGACCAACUCGGUUAAAUUCGACAACACUCGCUUAUCAGCCGAUAUUAAGAACACCGAAACCUCCAUUAUACUCACUUUGAAUCUGGAUUUCUUAAAAGAUAAUACCGCGCGUGUUCGCAUCAACGAAAAGAAUCCCAUCAAGCCCCGCUAUGACGAACACAGCAAAUACACGCUUCAUCAAGAACCGGUCAUGGAAGCCGCCCAGAAAAUGGAUAUCUCCUCGACUGGAGUUGUUACCGUUACUAUCGAUGCCGCCCGAAAGGUCGUGAUUACUCCCGAACCGUUGCGGUUCGACUUUUUCGUAGGCGAAGAAUCCAUUAUCUCGCUCAACGACCGAGGCUUUUUUAACUUUGAGCACUUGCGAACCAAAGAAAGCCAUCAACCAAAGAUGAUUGAACGGACCAAGGAAGACGGCACCGUGGAACAAGUGGAAGCGGAAACCGAACAGGGAUUGUGGGAAGAAACCUUCAAGACAUGGACGGAUCCUAAACCCAAUGGUCCCGAAUCGAUUGGCCUCGAUAUCUCAUUCAAUGGAUUCUCUCACGUUUAUGGAAUUCCGGAACAUGCCUCCAGCCUUUCGCUGAAAGAAACGAGAGGUGGUGAAAAUGCCUACGAUGAACCUUACCGCUUGUACAAUACCGACGUCUUUGAGUAUGCUCUGGACAGUCCGACGUCCUUGUAUGGUGCUGUACCUUUCAUGGUCGCUCAUCGAAAAGGUGCAUCUGCUGGUGUGUUUUGGAUGAACCCCUCCGAAACCUGGAUUGAUAUUGUCAAGAGCAAGCAUGAAUCACACAGUAAGGUGCAACAGGUACUCAGUUUCGGUAAAAAGAGUGAGGAACGAACCUCAACUCACACUCACUGGGUUUCGGAAGCCGGCGUGCUCGAUCUGUUUGUUUUCUUUGGUCCUUCAACAAAAGAUGUCAUGCGUCAAUACAGUCAAUUAACCGGCCCGCCAGCCUUGCCUCAGAUGUUCGCCAUUGGUUAUCAUCAGUGCCGCUGGAACUACAUCAAUGAAAGAGAUGUGCUCGAUGUCGACAAUAAUUUUGAUGAAUACGACAUGCCCUAUGAUGUGAUUUGGUUGGACAUUGAAUACACGGAUGAAAAGAAAUAUUUCACAUGGGAUGCCGCCAAGUUCCCUCACUCUUUGGAUAUGGAAAAGAAGUUAGCCGACAAAGGCAGACAGUUGGUCGUCAUUAUCGAUCCCCACAUCAAGCGAGCCUCGAACUAUCGUAUCUGUGAUGAGGCCAAGAACAACAACCUGUUUGUGAAACAGCCUUCAGGUGAUGAUUACGAAGCCUGGUGCUGGCCAGGCCAAUCUUCGUGGGUUGAUUUCUACAAGGAAGCAGCUCGAGACUGGUGGAAAAAGCAGUUCCAGCUUAACAAAUUCCUCGGCACCCGCGAGAAUGUUCACAUUUGGAACGAUAUGAACGAGCCCUCGAUUUUCAAUGGACCCGAGAUCACUAUGCAAAAAGAAAUGAUUCACGAUGGUCGUUGGGAACAUCGUGUGCUUCACAAUUUGUACAGCUUGCUUUCUCACGCUGCGACAAGUGACGGUGUCAGAGAACGAACAGCCGUGCAGAAGCGUCCUUUUGUCUUGGCGCGUGGAUUCUACGCGGGUGUUCAACGCUACGGAGCGGUUUGGACCGGUGAUAAUAUGGCCGAUUGGGAUGCUUUAUACUACUCGAAUCCGAUGAUUCUCACCAACAGUAUGGGCGGUGUCCCCUUCUCAGGCGCCGAUAUUCCCGGAUUCUUUGGCAACCCCAGCCCCGAGUUACUGGCACGAUGGUAUCAAGCCGGUGUUUUCCAGCCUUUCUUCCGUGGCCAUGCUCACAUUGACACCAAGCGCCGUGAACCUUAUUUGGUCCCUGAGCCCUACCGAUCCAUCACCCGUCGCAGUCUGCGCGAACGCUAUGCUCUGUUACCUUAUUGGUAUACUUUGUUCUAUGAUGCUUACAAGACUGGCACUCCCAUGAUGCGUCCGAUGGUGAUGGAGUUCCCCGACGACGAGUCCGUGUUUGCCAUGCAAGAUCAAUUUAUGCUUGGUGAAGGUAUCCUUGUGAAACCCAUCACCAAGGAAGGAGCGGUUUCAACUCGUGUCUACUUUGCCGGUGACGAGCCUUGGUAUGAUAUGUCGUCGUUUGAACGAGUGGUGGCCCAUGGUGAGCGAGAGGUCGCUGCCCCCUUGGAAAAGAUCCCAGCAUUUUAUCGCGGCGGGCACAUCAUUCCUCGCCGAGAACGCGAGCGCCGCAGCGCCACUGCCAUGAAAUUUGACCCAUUCACCUUGGUCAUUGCUUUGGAUACAAAUGGCAAAGCUCAGGGCAAUCUUUACUUGGAUGAUGGCGAGUCUUACGACUUCCAAUCGGGACACUAUGCACAUACCCUCUUCGAUUAUGAGCAUGGCGUAUUGACAUGCCAGAGUUUGCACGAUGCGAAUGACAGCCAAGCAGCUCAACAAUUCGCCAAAUCCAUGGCAGAUCUUCGUAUCGAACGCAUCCAAGUGUUGGGUGCUAAACAACCGACGACGGUGCGAGCUAUGAAGCCGAAUACACCCGCUGCCGACAUACCCUUUGAAUAUAACUCUGCGCAAUCGACUCUUGUGAUCAAAAACCCCAGCACAUCGGUCAUUACCUGCGAUUGGCGUAUUGAAGUCUCUUGA
Radiomyces spectabilis is the source of this 2766-nucleotide messenger RNA. Its product is annotated as glycosyl hydrolases family 31-domain-containing protein. NCBI's taxonomy places the organism in Eukaryota, Fungi, Mucoromycota, Mucoromycetes, Mucorales, Radiomycetaceae. Gene Ontology annotation, molecular function: carbohydrate binding; alpha-glucosidase activity. Gene Ontology annotation, cellular component: glucosidase II complex. Gene Ontology annotation, biological process: N-glycan processing; carbohydrate metabolic process. The transcript has 8 exons. Bases 1 to 2766 code for a protein of 921 amino acids. The record is from RefSeq and is a predicted model, not a curated record.